AUGUCCCCUCAUUCAGCCUCCAUGGAAUACCAUCCGACGAAGGCACCACCGGUGCCGCCUCACAAAGUCCAAAGUGGCCGGCCGGGGCAGCCUCACGAGCGGCUGCUCAAGUGUGUCCUGCUCGGGGACGGAGCGGUGGGAAAGACCAGCCUGGUGGUCAGCUACACCACCAACGGAUACCCUACUAAAUACGUGCCCACAGCAUUUGACGACUUUUCCGCUGUGGUUCAGGUGGACGGAAGCCCUGUUCGACUACAGUUGUGUGACACUGCGGGGCAGGACGAGUUUGACAAGCUGCGUCACUUCUGCUACAGUCGCACCGACGCCUUGCUGCUGUGUUUCAGCGUGGUCAGCCCGGCGUCCUUUCAGAACGUGUGGGAGAAAUGGGUGCCGGAGAUCCGCCGGCGCUGCCCCCUGACGCCCGUCCUCUUAGUGGGCACACAGUGCGACCUGCGGCAGGACGUCAAGGUGCUGAUCGAGCUGGCCCGGCGGAAGGAGAGGCCCGUGGCCGAGGAGGACGCCCGAGCGCUGGCCGAUAAAAUCGGCGCCGUCACCUACGUGGAGUGCUCGGCGCUCACGCAAAAGAACCUGAAGGAGGUGUUUGACGCCGCCAUCGCCGUCGGACUGCGCAAUUGCGAGCGCAGGCAGCGGCGGGAGAGGAAGGUCCGCAGCACGGCCGAUAAGAUGAAGAUGCUCUCAAAGUCGUGGUGGAAGAAGUACAUGUGCGUCCAGUAG
This is a messenger RNA of Nerophis lumbriciformis (worm pipefish), 735 nucleotides long. The record is from RefSeq and is a predicted model, not a curated record. NCBI's taxonomy places the organism in Eukaryota, Metazoa, Chordata, Actinopteri, Syngnathiformes, Syngnathidae.